This is a messenger RNA of Spirodela intermedia, 630 nucleotides long. The record is from the annotation of a GenBank genome assembly. Lineage: Eukaryota; Viridiplantae; Streptophyta; Magnoliopsida; Alismatales; Araceae.
AUGGACCUUGUCAGCGGAGGGAGGAAGGGGAGGUGGAGACGGGGGAGGAGCCUGCUCCGCCUCUCCUUCUGUUUCUUCUCCCUCUGCGCUCUGCUCACUGGCGGCGCCGCCGUCGGCCCAGGUGAGAGUCCCCUCCCUUAUCCUAAGUACACCUCAUUUCCAGAACCAUCGUCAUCAUCAGACUCACUCAGUUUUCUUGAAAAAGGAAACCUUGUUUCUCUCUCCCGGUAUUCCCUCUCCAAUGCAGAAAGACGGAAUUCCCCGAACCCAGGAACCUCUCUCCCUCAGCCACCGGUCGCCGUCGUCCUCUCCGGCGUCCCGCUUCAUCCACGCCCGCCGCCGGAGACGGCGGGUGAAACGGCGAAGCCCAGUUGGUGGAGGAGGCGGCGGCGGGGGAGGAGGAAGAGACCGGCAGGGACAACGACGACGACGUCGGUGGCCGCAGCGGCGGCGACGUGGAGCUACUCGGUGGGGCCCGGGUCGUACCCUCCUCGCUGCGUGUCCAAGUGCGGCGUCUGCACUCCGUGCAAGCCAGUUCACGUGGCUGUCCCGCCGGGGCGCCCCGUGAUCGCCGAGUACUACCCGGAAGCCUGGCGGUGCAAGUGCGGCGGCAAGCUCUACAUACCUUGA